Messenger RNA from Uloborus diversus, 1149 nucleotides. RefSeq names its product forkhead box protein G1-like. The transcript has a single exon. Lineage: Eukaryota; Metazoa; Arthropoda; Arachnida; Araneae; Uloboridae. Bases 1 to 1149 code for a protein of 382 amino acids. Gene Ontology annotation, molecular function: RNA polymerase II cis-regulatory region sequence-specific DNA binding; DNA-binding transcription factor activity, RNA polymerase II-specific. Gene Ontology annotation, biological process: cell differentiation; anatomical structure morphogenesis; regulation of transcription by RNA polymerase II. The record is from RefSeq and is a predicted model, not a curated record.
AUGAUGUGCCGAAGCGAUCCGUCGUUCGCCGCGCUUAAAAACGUCCUGGCCGAGCCAAGCCCUUUUGGGCCCCUGCACGGGGCAUCUGCCCCCUCGGUUGCUGUCAACCAAGCAGCAGCCCUGGCAGAGUACCAGCGCUUGCAAAUUUACGAUUAUGGAAGAUUGCGUUUCCAUCCCUUUGGGAUCCCGUACGGGCUCGCCACUGCGGGGGCAUUCCCGGAACAAUACGGGGCGUUCGCCAACCCCUUUGUUCGGUUCGAUCCCAGAGCCGCGAGGUUCGCAGCCGAAGAGCCCAAGCCCCAGCACAGCUAUAUUGGUCUCAUCGCCAUGGCGAUACUUUCAAUCCCAGAGAAGAAGAUGGUAUUGUCAGAUAUAUAUCAGUACAUACUGGACCAGUAUCCGUAUUUUCGAAACAGGGGACCAGGGUGGAGGAACAGCAUUCGUCACAACCUUUCCCUGAACGAUUGUUUCAUCAAAGCGGGGAGAAGUGCCAAUGGUAAAGGACAUUACUGGGCAAUCCAUCCUGCAAACAUAGAGGAUUUCAAGAAAGGGGAUUUCAGACGACGCAAAGCACAAAGGAAAGUGAGGAAGCACAUGGGUUUGUCUGUUCCAGACGAUGAUGACAGUCCUGCGACCACCCCUCCACCGCGACCAACGCCCCUCGAAGCGUCUUCCGCCUUAGUGGACCCACACAAACUUCUUCACCAAGUGGAUGCUCACAAGAUUCACCAGAAGAUGCUCCAGCCACACAAGUUGGAGAGACAGAAGCGACAGUUUGACAUGGAGAGCCUACUAGCACCGGAUCCACCAGCUGGAAGUUCGCCAUGUGACAGCCCUCGCAUGGGCUCUUUUACCCCUGAAGAAAGCCCCAAGGAGAGCCCGCAAGCCUACUUUCAACAGGCUUCGAACGCGCGUCGUGCUCUGCAAUGGACAGUGUCUCUGCCUCUGCAAAGCGCAAGCAUGCCUCAAAGAAUGAAUGCGUUCGGACCUUUUAUGAACACCUGUUGGUCAUCCCAAGCUUCUUCUUUGCUUGCUUAUUCUGUCAGAGGUCCAGGACCCGAAAUGAAUUCCACACCAAGCCCUCUCGUUCAUAGGUGGCAAGAAUCGAUUAACCGAGUUGAAUCUGAUUCAAAAAUUGUGGAUCAAUGA